Messenger RNA from Menidia menidia (Atlantic silverside), 1116 nucleotides. The record is from the annotation of a GenBank genome assembly. Lineage: Eukaryota; Metazoa; Chordata; Actinopteri; Atheriniformes; Atherinopsidae.
AGUGCCUGAACAGUUGCGGACUGGGAAGGAAGCUUCCCACUUUGGACUGAGCUUCUUUUUAUUUUUGGAGGAAACUACGCUGAUAUGAAGCUGCUGCAAGAACCAGAGGACGCGACCAGCAACAGAAAGCUGAUCAAAUCUCAGGUGGAGAAACGCAGGAGGGAGCGAAUGAACCACAGUCUGGAGCGUCUGAGGACCAUGUUGCUGCAGCAGCCUCGGCAGGGGGGGACCAGACACAGACUGGAGAAGGCGGAGAUCCUGGAGCACACGGUGCUGUUCCUACAGAAGGCGGCGGGCGCCCCCCCCCCCCCGGGGCGGGGGGGCCGGGGGCAGCCCUUCCAGGACGGGUUCUCCUCCUGCCUGCAGAGGGCCUCCUGCUUCCUGGGGCAGAAGUCCAGGAACGGGAUCCCCACGGGGGCCACAGGGGCCCACAGGGGACCCCCACAACAGGACCGGGGGAGGACCAGGAUGGAGACAAGGAUGGAGACAAGGAUGGAAACAAGGAUGGAAACCAAGAUGGAAACCAGGCCAAAUAUCAGGCCAGAGACCAGGCCUGAGACAAGGAUGGAGACAAGGCCAGAAACCAGGCCAGAACUGGAAACCAGGAUGGAAACCAGGCCGGAAACAAAGCCGAAAACGAGGCCUGAGACCAGGCCAAAGAUCAGGCUGGAGACCAGGAUGGAGACCAGGAUGGAAACCAGGCCAGAACUGGAAACCAGGCCUGAGACCAGGAUGGAAACCAGGCCAGAAACAAGGCAUGAGACCAGGCCAAAGAUCAGGCCAGAACUGGAAACCAGGAUGGAAACCAGGCCAGAAACAAGACCCAGACUGGAGAAGGCGGAGAUCCUGGAGCACACGGUGCUGUUCCUGCAGAAGGCGGCGGGCGCCCCCCCCCCCCCCGGGGCGGGGGGGCCGGGGGCAGCCCUUCCAGGACGGGUUCUCCUCCUGCCUGCAGAGGGCCUCCCAAUUCCUGGGGCAGAAGUCCAGGAACGGGAUCCCCACGGGGGCCACGGGGGACACGGGGGGCCGGGGGGCCCACAGGGGACCCCCACAACAGGCCCGGGGGAGGACCAGGAUGGAGACCAGGAUGGAGACAAGGAUGGAAACCAGGCCUGA